This is a messenger RNA of Penicillium odoratum, 1542 nucleotides long. RefSeq lists its product as uncharacterized. NCBI's taxonomy places the organism in Eukaryota, Fungi, Ascomycota, Eurotiomycetes, Eurotiales, Aspergillaceae. The transcript is spliced from 3 exons. The coding region runs from base 1 to 1542 and encodes 513 amino acids. The record is from RefSeq and is a predicted model, not a curated record. Gene Ontology annotation, cellular component: fungal-type vacuole membrane; plasma membrane. Gene Ontology annotation, biological process: transmembrane transport. Gene Ontology annotation, molecular function: transmembrane transporter activity.
AUGGCUCCGUCAGUGAUAGACGAGGAGAAGGGCAUACAAUCCCCUCCGAUCGUCGAGACCUCCCCUGAAGAUACAACCAGAGACGCGCCGUCAGGGAGUUCCCCGCCGGGUGGAGUUUUCGGCCGCUUCAAUGCGUACCUUAGUUCGCUGAAAUUAUUUGAAGCUCGAGGCGUAGAGCGCGUGCCUGUUGAAGAGCGCCAUGAUAUCAAAGCCUCCGAUUAUAUGCAGAUGACGCUCUUGUGGUUCAGCACCAAUAUUACUGCUAACAAUAUGGCUGUUGGUAUGCUCGGACCCCUGAGUUACGAUUUGGGGUUUGUCGACUCUGCUCUCUGUGCUACUUUUGGCGCUUUGCUUGGUGCUGCUGGGGUUGCUUAUAUGGGUACAUUUGGUCCUGCGAGUGGGAAUCGUACUAUGGUUGUCGCGAGAUACUUCAUGGGUUAUUACCCUAGCAAGAUCGCAUGUCUGCUUAAUAUCAUCAUCAUGCUUGGAUACGGUAUGAUCGACUGUUUAGUCGGUGGGCAAGUCCUAUCUGCUGUUUCCGGAGGUCGAAUGACCGUCAUCGUGGGCAUUAUCAUCAUCGCCAUCAUGACCUGGGUAGUAGUCUUGUUCGGCAUGAGGGUAUUCCAUAUUUAUGAAAGAUGGGCCUGGCUCCCCCAAUUCAUCGCCGUCUUCGUUCUUGUCGGCAGCGCAGGUCCUAAAUUCGAUACCACGAUCAGCUCAACUGGCUCUUCUGAGACAAUUGCCGGCAAUCGUCUCUCGUUCUUCUCUCUCUGUUUAUCAGCUUCAGUCGCUUGGGCCCCCGCAGGCGCUGACUUCUUCGUCUACUUUCCACCCACCACUUCAACAUGGAAGACAUUCCUUAUGACCUUCCUAGGCGUAGGUCUAGCUCUUACCUUCGCCAACGUCAUGGGCGUCGGUCUGGCCUCAGGAACUUUCACCCACGAAACCUGGACAACAGCCUACGACACCUCGUCUGGUGCCCUCAUUCUAGCAGGCUACGACGGACUGGGCGGGUUCGGAAAGUUCAUGGGCGUCCUAGUCGCACUGGGUCUUGUGGCCAAUAACAUACCUGGUACAUAUUCUGCUUCACUCGGAUUCCAGAUUAUGGGUCGCCAGCUAGCACGGCUUCCGCGAUGGUUCUACUCUUGCGUUGGCGUUGUGAUCUAUACUGCCUGUGCGCUUGGUGGACGGAAUCAUCUGUAUGAUAUCUUCGAUAAUUUCCUCUCGCUUAUGGGAUACUGGGUCACUAUCUACCUGAUGAUUGCGAUUGAGGAGCAUUUGAUUUUCCGUCGGGAGAGAGGGUUUAAUUGGGAUGCUUGGGCGGAGCCGUCUAAGUUGCCGAUUGGCAUUGCUGCUCUAUUGGCUUUCCUUAUUGGCUGGGCUGGUGCUAUUGUGUCCAUGGAUCAGAUUUGGUAUGUUGGUCCAAUUGCGAGGAUGGUUGGGGAGUAUGGGUCGGAUCUGGGGAUUUGGGUUGGCGUUUCGUGGACAAUGUUGGUGUACCCCCCGAUGCGCUGGUUGGAGUUGAAGAAGUUCGAUCGGUGA